This is a messenger RNA of Phasianus colchicus (ring-necked pheasant), 3150 nucleotides long. The record is from RefSeq and is a predicted model, not a curated record. NCBI's taxonomy places the organism in Eukaryota, Metazoa, Chordata, Aves, Galliformes, Phasianidae.
GAAUCUUCUCUGCCUAUGCCUCAAUCACAGCCAAAACACAGUACUCAAACCCCAACCUCUCUUUCCCUUCUAAGGUCUUCCUGAUCAAACACAUCUAAUUCUUAAUGCUCUCAGUGUGGUCUUUGCUUUCACUCACAGAUUUCACGGGGGCAGAGGGACUGAGCAUGCUACAAUCAACACCACUAAUGUUUCAAAUAAAGGAAAUUGAUUCCCAGUUAUAUUCAAACAUAUUUGUCUGCCAGAACAGGGAUCCAUGGUGGGAAAUAUCUACACGCUCUUCCAACUGAAUUUCCCUCUGCAAAGAACAAGAUCAUUCAUCUCAAACUGACGUCCUCCUGAUCCCAUUCCAAAACCUGUCAGACUCAGUCUUCCAUCCAUUUCAUGUAAACUCCCCACACCUAUAUGUGACGGAUUAAUUGUUCAAUGUAAAUAAAUUAAACCAAUUUCACCACAGCCUUAACAAUAAUAAACCAUGAUGCCUCUGCUAUUAAGGGCAGGAAUCUGUACCUGAGAGUUCAUCUCUCUUUCCUAAUUCUCUCAGUUGCACUAUCAGUGCUGCUGAUGGUCACUGCUCGGCAGGUGAGGACUCAGGACAACUUUGGAUAAGUGCAUCUGAAACAUCACAGUUUAACCUUGGCUGACCACAGUUACCCCAUCCUUGCAGGCUUCACAGCAGCUUUCCCUAUUCAACAAAAUGUGCUGAGGCUCAAUGAAAGGAGCCCAGAUAACCACACAAUUCUGGCUCUCUCUCCAAACAACACUUUCCUCAGACAGCAGUGCCUGGUUCCUGGCAUCCAGAACAGGGGAAGCAUUUACAAAAGAGUAAAACAGCAACACAUCACAAAGAACAGUGGAGCCAGGAAAUAACAACACAAGACACAAAUAACACCAGCCCAGGGAAACUGUCACUACUGUGUGUGCAAAGCUGCAGGAAGCCCUGCACUUACCAACGUGUGAGUGGUCACCUGCAGGCAGCAGCCAGGGCCCUCAGUGUUGAGGCAUAGAAGGGGUUUUUGGCAGGGCAGAGGUCCCUGUGGUUGUAGAACAAAAACACAGGAAUUUAAAUUAAAAAAAGAAUUGGUCUGCGUGAGUCUGGGAUAUGGAGCUGUAGCGAUGGCUACCACAUCACAGACCUCCUGCCCUGCACACAGCAGCUUCUGCACAGAAAACAUAAAGAAGAAUCAUGGAGAACACGAAGAAUUGUGCGGCACUCAGCUACAUGUCAGCAAUGCAUGGACCAUGACAUGAGAAAUACACGAGGAUAAACUGAUAAAUAGAAUAUAAUGACAGGCACUAAAAUAAAAUCCACUGCAUAAAAUACAACUUGCAAUCCAUUUCAACAGCAAGGGAACUCUCCUUGUUAUUUCCAAAGAGGACAUGAUGAGAGCACCCCAAAUGGCUGAGAGACAGCAGUUCCUGGAGGCUGAUUUGAUUUCAAGCGUGAACAACGUCAGUCAGAGUAUCAAAUGAAGACAUUGCAGCAGAAAAAUCCUUGAAGCACCUUAAGAACAACUCAGCCCACGUUCUGGAUCACAAAUGAAGUGCUGCAGAAAUCAUUCUUUUCUGAAUGCCACCUCUUCACACAAGAGGGUCCUGAUGACAUCACAUCCUCUCCUAUAAGUUACACUGCCUCCAAAGUUCAGUGAGAAAGAUCAGCCGUGCUCCGCUGCACCGCCCCGAGGACGAUGGCCGGCUCUCCUGCACUGCUCCUCCUGCUCAGCCUGGGGCUCUGCUGCACCGGUGCCCAGGGACAGAGGAACACACUUGAGGUCAGGUUACGUGACAGGAAUAUGAAGCACCCCCAGGAGGGACAGCGGCUGGAACUGGAGUGCCUAAAUUAUGAGAUGAACAGAUCCCCCUUAUCUCUCUUCUGGAUCCGCCUGGAGAACGAUGGGAGACUUCACUUCAUUGUCUCUUGCUACCGCUGGUACGGUACUAACUACUAUUGGGAUGACAAAAAAUCUACACAGUUCCAGGCUUCACUGAGAGACAACACCUACAGACUGGUGGUGAAGUCCUUCAGCGCACAAGACGAGGGGAUCUAUUUCUGCAUCCAAUACAUCAACCAGGUGCUGCACUUCAGCUCUGGGCAACCCGCCUUCUUCCCAGGCACAACAACAGCAGCAACCACCACACACACAGCCACCACCCAGAGCAGCCAGCUCACCAAGAAGGACAGCUCACAACAGGGCUCAGAUGCAGGAACAAGCAACGAGAACACACCAAGAUUCUACUGUAAAAUGGUCAUGUGGGUUAACCUGGCUGUCACCUGCCUCCUGCUCCUCACUGCCAUAACCAUCACCAUCACGCACUGCCAAAGUAAGUCGCACCCUGACACCCUGCAGAGGUUCCUGCAGCCUCACACCACAGAGCACAGCCCGCUCCUCCAGGGCAAUGCGCUCUCUGCCUCUUGCCCUCAUGCAGCCAUUGCGCAUCCAGGACACAGGGAAUGCUGAAGGACUUAUCUUAAAAUUCUCUUCCGUAUUUUCCUCAUCACUAGUUUUAGAUUCAGAAAUAUAUAUCACAUCCUACACUUACAGACAAGAAAUUAUAAUCAGGCAGUAUUACAAUCAUGUACAGAAAUUAUAAACAAACAAGAAAUAACAAACAGCUUUGACUCUGCCAUCCUGAUAUCACCAUUUUGGGGUUGAAAAUGCCAGAAUCCAAAACAUUACUCAACCAUUUAUUUUGGCCUUCUCACACUGAUCAGGAUUACCAGUAAAGAUCCAUUAGCUGCAUUAAUUUCUGCAGCAAGCAGCACAAAUGCUGAAGGAGGGAUCGUUACACAACGUAUGCUAUCUCUGCUAAAUUUCUGGCUCAACACUUUAAUUCACUGGAAGAAAUUGACAGUAGUGACAGAGAAGCAAAAUGGGGAGAACUUUCAUAAAGGCAGGUUGAUCCUGAAGGGCUCCAAGUCAGCCUACAGCCAAAACAGAGCCUUUCACAGACUCUGCCUAAAAGCAGAACUGGGUAUUUUACUUCUCUGUUUUCAAACUUCAAUUUCAAAUGCAAGAUUGUGAUUGAAGAGUAAAUUCAGAAAUCUUCAUUGAUAGUCUGCAUUCCGCCUUGCUAAGUUGGUCAGAUGCUCCCAUGCUAACAGAAGAAGCAUCAGCAGUGCUGAAAUAAACACAGCCACGCGUCACACGCGCU